Molecule: messenger RNA, 1788 nt
Organism: Colletotrichum fioriniae
Lineage: Eukaryota; Fungi; Ascomycota; Sordariomycetes; Glomerellales; Glomerellaceae
Source: RefSeq, a predicted model, not a curated record
AUGGACGAAGAGGAUCUCGCAGAUGCUGCUGCCACUCAGAACAUCCAGACAACUGAUCCAUUUUCUGCCCUCGGCGCUUCCAGUCACAUUAUGCAUCACGCCGGCGAUUUCACUGGUUUGGCGAAAGCUUCUGGCGAUACCAUGGGCCUUAAGCUUCUAAGGAAGAUGGGUUGGAAGGACGGGCAGGGCAUUGGCCCCAAAGUACGGCGGAGCGCUCGUCUAGAUGUCAUGACCAGCACUCAAAAUGCAGCCACUGGAAGCAUUCACCUGUUCGCUCCAGAUGAUGUCAACAUGAUAGAGCUCGACCACAAGCGAAACCGCCAAGGCUUAGGUUUCACAGGAGAGCAAAAACUCGCACAGCUGUCUGGUCCAGGCAUCAUACGGACGAAUCGAGAUCAGUUCGACAUGGAAAACGGGGCGAACAACGAGAAGGAAUUCUCAGAUAGUCUCCAAUCCGCACUCGGCAUCUCACGCAAUAUAGGAAAGCAAGGCCAGGCAGCGCCACGUGGGGGCUUGGGCGUAGGCAUACUGAAUGACACCGGCUCAGAUGACGAAGAUCCGUACGAUAUUGGGCCACGAAUAUCAUACAAUCGAGUCCUUGGAGGAGACAAAGGCAGGAAGAAGAAGAAGCAGCCAGCCAGUCUGUCUGCGAACCCUACAGUGAGGUCGAAACCAGUCUUCAUCGCCAAAUCCUCGUCAGCAAAGGCCUAUGGCCAGACACGAUGUCUCGACGGGAAGCUGCCGCUUAAGGGAUUCGCUUUUGGCCAAAGUAUGGAAUCUCGCCUAACUGGACAACCCGCGGUGUCAUAUCAUCCGCCAACCGUACCCAAUCACUGGAGAUCAACGAAGCGCCCUGUCGGCGGGAACGCAACAGCAGCAUACGUCUCUACAGCAGACGCUGCCAAGACGGCUCAACAUGACCCUAGAUCUCGCGCAUUGCUCCUGGGUGAGUCGACAUUGCCUGGCAAAUCGAUCUUUGACUACAUGUCGUCCGCUGCUCGCGAGCGAGUGGCUGCGGCCACUGGAAGAACAAAUCUUCCCCCUGCCAAAGGCGAAAUUCCCGCAGAGCAUGCGCGCACGGCAGAGCAAAAGCUACAAGAUAGGCUAGGAAGCAUACCUGUCUUGACCAAAGAAACGGCCAUUGCCGCAAUGAGUCGAGGAUCAGGCACAGGAGGGCCAUAUGCAAACAACGAGGCCAAGCAGACAAGAUAUCGACUCUACCUACAGGAUGCCGCGGGAUUCGGGGGUUCGGCUCCUCUCAAGCCUUCAGGCAUGACGGAAGAUGACUAUGUCAAGGAAAUCGAAGAGUUUUACGGGUGUGCUCGGCUAUUCAAGCCAAUGACGGGCUUUAUGGCAACACGAUUCACGACAGCUUCGACUGGGUCCAAGGAGUGCGCAGACGUAGGCUCUCCUCGCAAUGCGCAGCAGGUCCAGGGGCUAGUUGGGCAGGCAGAUCCUAUUGAAACGGCCGCCAAGAUGGGAAUAUUACUGUGCAAGCGGUUCAAUGUUCGACCCCCCCCUCAUUCGCGAGAUUCGGAUGCAGCAACUCCACCAGAGCCUCAUAAGACAUCCUGCGGAGUGCCUGCCAGUGAGGUCACACCCCACGAACCACUUAGCCGUGGAACAAACUCAGAUGUGGAUGAGAUGCUGGGUUCCGACGUGGCGAAGCAGUUGUCGAAGCCGACCGCCGACAUCUCAAAGCUCGAAAGCGAGGCCGGCGAGGUCUCGCGACCAAGCAACGAUGUCUUCAAAUCGAUCUUUGGUGACAGCAGUGAUGAGGCUGAAUGA